Messenger RNA from Drosophila hydei, 1071 nucleotides. RefSeq names its product probable glucosamine 6-phosphate N-acetyltransferase (gene Gnpnat). Gene Ontology annotation, biological process: UDP-N-acetylglucosamine biosynthetic process. NCBI's taxonomy places the organism in Eukaryota, Metazoa, Arthropoda, Insecta, Diptera, Drosophilidae. Gene Ontology annotation, cellular component: endoplasmic reticulum-Golgi intermediate compartment; endoplasmic reticulum; Golgi apparatus. Bases 277 to 942 code for a protein of 221 amino acids. The record is from RefSeq and is a predicted model, not a curated record. The transcript has 6 exons. Gene Ontology annotation, molecular function: glucosamine 6-phosphate N-acetyltransferase activity; monosaccharide binding.
CAGGUACUGCUAUUUGCAAUUUGCUUUUUACAUAUUGAAAGGCGCUUCGAUUUCAACAGCUGCCAUUCCACGACAACCAAUUAAAGCCGCGCGAGCGGCAACAGUAUUCGCGAUUUAGUUUCGCUCUGCUCCACUCAAGUGCCGCUUCAGUCUCACUCUAACUUUGGUUCCUGAUAGUUGUUGAUAAAACAAACGGAAAAACUUCCGCCCCAGCGUUGUGUCGCAGCUGCUGUAGUAUUAUUAUCUAUAUCAAACGUAAAUAAGCGAUAAAUAAAAAUGCAAGAGACGUACCUGUACGAUCCGAACGUGCUGCUUAAGCUCGACUUUCAUCGCAGUCCAGCUAAAUUUCAGCCAUUCAUCUCCGCCGCCAGCCCGGGCGAGUCGUGGCUGCAGGUGCGCCCGCUAAAAGAUACGGAUUAUGAUCGAGGUUUCCUGCAGUUACUCUCUCAGCUCACGAAUGUGGGCAGCGUAACACGCACACAAUUUCUGACUCGUUUCUCGCAGAUGAAGGCCAGCGGCGAUUACUAUGUGACGGUCAUUGAGGAUACGCGAAAGGGAGAGAUUAUUGGAGCCGCCUCGCUCAUCAUUGAGCGCAAAUUUAUACACAAUUGUGCAGUGCGCGGACGUCUAGAGGAUGUGGUAGUCAAUGACACGUAUCGAGGCAAGCAGCUGGGCAAGCUCAUUGUUGUUACCGUGUCGCUGCUGGCCGAACACCUGGGCUGCUAUAAAAUGUCGCUGGACUGCAAGGACAAGCUCAUCAAGUUCUAUGAAACACUGGGCUAUGUGCUCAUACCCGGCAACUCAAAUUCUAUGACCAUACGUUACGAUGAGGAUACGCCAACAUUGAAACGUAACUCUACAUCGGCUGUCACUGGCGCCGCCGGCGAUGCUUACCAAACUAACUCACAAUUUUACAAUUUUUUCUCUCCUUUCUGCUACUGAAUGUGGGCGGCGCCUGUUUGUUAAAAAUAUGAAAGGUCGUUGUUAUAAUGCCCUUCAAGAGCACGUUCAUCAAGUAGCCAUAAUUUUGUACAAGUAUAUAUAAUUUAAUUAAUAAUAAACAACAAAUGC